CAAGCCCCCCAUCGCGACGCGAGAAGGCAGCCAGCCAAGCCACACUCGCGCGGGCACGCCAGAGUCGGUCGUACGUCGGGGGAGAGGCCACACACAAGGUCGCAACACAAUCCAAGGCCUUCCCCCGCAUGCACGCCGGCGAAGCGGCCGGCGUCCUCCUCAAAAACCAAAUCCCCCGUCGAACACAAGCGUCCGUGCACCAGUCGAGCGAGCCUUUUCGAUACCCCCUGCGACGUCGGCGUCGAUCCGGCCUGAGCUUGUGAUGGUGCGGCGAUUCCUGGGACGCGGCCAGAGCCUCGACAGAUUCCUACCGGGGCGCCGAGUCAUGACAUCCAGCCCGUCCUUCUCGUCCUCCUCCGCGUCGCUGCGGUCGUCGUCGUCGUUGUCCUCACAGUGCAGCACCAGCGGCAGGGGAAGCAUGGCGGAGGAGCAGGAAGCCGUUGUUGCGCCACUGCCGCCGGUGCGGAAGCGGGUGCUGUCGAGGAGCCACGGGUCCAGGUCCGCGCCGGUCCGGCAACUCCCGCCAAAGAACGUCGGCCGGGACGCCGGACCGCCUUCAGAAAUGGAUUUAAAGAAAGAGAGAUUCGCCAAGCUGUUGCUCGGGGAGGACAUGUCCGGCACGGGGAAAGGUGUCUCCUCCGCUCUGGCUCUCUCCAACUCCAUCACAAACCUUGCAGCUUCGGUGUUCGGGGAGCAGCGUCGCCUGGAGCCCAUGUCAGCCGACCGAAGAGCGCGAUGGAAGAAGGAGAUCGACUGGCUUUUGUCAGUCACGGAUCACAUCGUCGAAUUCGUUCCAUUGGAACAAGUGUCUGAGGAUGGGACCAGCAUGGAGGUGAUGGGCACCCAACUGCGGAGGGACAUUCUCAUGAACAUCCCCGCCUUGCAAAAACUCGAUGCAAUGCUCCUCGGGUAUCUUGACAGUUUCAAGGAGGAACAAGAGUUUUGGUACGUGUGGAAAGACGCCAACGAGAAGGAGAAGGGCGAUGCACCAAGAGACGGUGAGAAAUGGUGGAUCCCAACGGUGAGAGUCCCUCCCGAGGGUCUCUCUGACCAGUCGAGGAAGUGGCUCCAGCACCAAAAGGACCUUGUGGGGCAAGUGCUCAAGGCAGCCAUGGCCAUCAAUGCCGAUGUCCUUGGAGAGAUGGAGAUCCCAGAAGAGUACAUCGAGGAUCUACCCAAGAAUGGGAGAGAAAGUCUCGGAGACUCCAUAUACAGAACAAUAACCGAUGAUUAUUUCGACCCCAACGGACUCCUGGAUUCCAUAGACCUGUCGACGGAACACAAGAUAGUCGACCUCAAGGACAGAAUCGAGGCCUCCGUUGUCAUCUGGCAGAGGAAACUCUGCAACAAGCUGUCGUGGGGCCCCGGCGUGAGCUUGGAGAAACGCGAGCAGUUCGGGGAGCGCGCGGAGACCGUCCUGCUCAUCCUCAAGCACAAGUUCCCUGGAAGUGCCCAGUCAUCGCUUGACAUAAGCAAGAUCCAAUACAACAAGGAUGUUGGGUUUGCCAUCUUGGAGAGCUACUCCAGGGCUCUCGAGAGCUUGGCGUUUGCAGUUCUGUCACGCAUCGAGGACGUCCUCUACGCCGACACCGUCGCUCGCGAUCCAAGGCGCUCGAAAUCGAGGCGGCGGCCUAGUAUAGAGGACGACAGCCCCAAAUCUCUCGUUGCCGAUGACGUGGAGGCCACUUCGGCCAGGUCCAACGAUUCAUUUUGCUGGCAGGAGCUCGAGGACAGGACCUUGGAUUCCAGUGGUGGCAAGUUGAAGAAGAUUCCCCGUAUCGGCACCAGGAAAUUUAUGCACGUAGACAAGGUCGAGAUGAGCGUGUGCAGUGUUGGUGGCGGAUUAAGAAGCUUUUCUCAUAGAUGAGACGGGCAGGGGCAGCUUGCGUUGCGUGUGCAUGGGUGUGCUUUGAUAGGGAGCCACCUGAUGAAGAGAGGCGCCUGUAAAAUAGCUCAGAGUUAAGUGAGAGGAAGUGACGUAAAUUUCGUUCUACUCAUCCCAGCUGAGCUGCAAUGGAAUUAGCACUACUCAACUGAGUAGCAUUUUUGGUUGGCAUGAAACAUGAGUAGUAUGCUUGUUGCUUAACCACCGAAAUCUAAAUAACUCAAAACCACACAAACCGUAAUUUUCUUCGACAUGCUCGUUAAGACAUCACCAUGAAAAAAAUCACACAAACAGUAAUCUUCAAAAGGUAAUGAUGACUCACGCAAAUACCACCCAACCAUUUUCCUUCCAAAAUCCCAGAAUGUUUGCAGCGCGCUAAUUUGACUAGGAAACCCUGAAGUCAAUGGCACUGCACAUAGUCACAUAAA
Hordeum vulgare subsp. vulgare (domesticated barley) is the source of this 2313-nucleotide messenger RNA. RefSeq names its product rop guanine nucleotide exchange factor 9-like. Gene Ontology annotation, molecular function: guanyl-nucleotide exchange factor activity. The transcript is spliced from 7 exons. The coding region runs from base 263 to 1867 and encodes 534 amino acids. NCBI's taxonomy places the organism in Eukaryota, Viridiplantae, Streptophyta, Magnoliopsida, Poales, Poaceae. The record is from RefSeq and is a predicted model, not a curated record.